Molecule: messenger RNA, 2049 nt
Organism: Nymphaea colorata (pocket water lily)
Lineage: Eukaryota; Viridiplantae; Streptophyta; Magnoliopsida; Nymphaeales; Nymphaeaceae
Product: U-box domain-containing protein 4
Cellular component (GO): nucleus; cytoplasm
Molecular function (GO): protein binding
Source: RefSeq, a predicted model, not a curated record
UUCACACGCACUGCUUGCAAGUAGGGCGCUCUCAUCCUCUCACUCACGCGCCCACACGGAGAUUCCUUUUGCUUUGGCGUCUCCUACGGCACUGCCUCUUGAUUGGCUUUCCACCGAAAAGGGGAAACCUUAAUCCCCUUCCUUCUUUGAGAGGGUUGAAGCUUUCGCUCACUCGUUCUUCUGAAUCUGAAAGUAGCGAGAACAGGAAUCGGCAGGGGAGAGGCUCUCGCGAACGCCACCGUUACGUGUUGGUUCGUGAACGGAAGCGUAAAAGGAUUAGCAGCUUGGUCUCCUGUUUGGGGAGGGGGACGGUGGGGGGAUCAUGGUUUCCCUCUCGCAGGAUCCGGCGUGCUCCGCCGUUGAGCUGGCCAAGUCCCAGGCCCCCGCCGCUCGCUCCAUGCGGACUCUUCGAUCCAAGUUCGUCUUGCACGCCGAUCUCCCGCCGUCGGACGUCUUCUCCCUCGCGGACUCUGGCGACAUCGACCUCACCCUGCUCGUCUCCUCGCCUUCUUCGUUUCGCGACGCCCACGACUUUCUAGACCUCUCGCAGGCCUUCAGCGACUUCUCGGCCUGCAGCAGCGACAUCUCCGGCGAACUGCAGCGCCUCGCGUCGAUCCCCCCCGGCUCUGACGAGGCUGAUCGGGAGAGUGCUGCCUCUCCCGAGGAGCUCGAGCUAGGGCUGGGGUUUGCCGAGCAGCAGCCGGAAGAUGAGGAAGAGGAGAUUCUUGGGUUCCUGGAGAGCAUGGACGCCGAGGAGCUGGAACCCACGAUCAGGAUUUUCAUCUCUGCUCUAGGGUCGCCGUCUGCAUCCGCCAAGCGAAGCGCCGCUGGGAAGAUCCGCCUCCUUGCAAAAAAUCGGGAACAGAAUCGCGAGCUCAUCGGCCGGACAGGAGCAAUCCCGCCCCUCAUCGGCCUCCUUCGGUGCCGCGAUCCGGUGACGCAGGAGUAUGCUGCCACGGCACUGCUGAACCUGUCGCUCUACGACGCUAAUAGGGCGGCAAUAGCAGCAGCCGGCGGGAUCAAACCGCUCGUCUACGCGCUCAAGACGGGCACAGCCGUGGCGAAGGAGAACUCAGCUUGCGCACUCUCGAGCUUGGCGAUGGUGGAGGAGAACAAGAGUUCGAUCGGCGCGGCCGGGGCGGUGCCGGCGCUUGUGGCGCUGCUGAUCGGCGGUUCAGCGAGGGGAAAGAAGGAUGCCCUCACGGCUCUUUACAAGUUAUCAUCGCUUCGCCGGCGAGCUGUCACCGCCGGAGCCGUGAAGCCCCUCCUGGAUCUGAUCAGCGACCGCGACUCUGGCGUAGUGGAGAAGGCGGUGGUGGUGCUAAGCAGCCUGGGGACACUGGCGGAGGGGAAGGCCGCGAUCGUGGAGGAGGAUGGGAUCCCCGUCCUGGUGGAGGUGAUCGAGGAUGGAACUCAGAAAGGAAAGGAAUUCGCUGUGGCUACACUUCUGGGUCUGUGCGUCGAUAGCGUGUCCAACCGAACUCUGCUAGUUAGAGAAGGGGGGAUACCGCCACUGGUGGCGCUCUCGCAAACCGGAACCCCGAGGGCCAAGGCCAAGGCAACAACGCUUUUAAGGUAUCUUCGGGAGCCACGGCAGAGCAGCGCACAAGAUGAAGGGUUCGAAACUUAACCAGCUCCUUCUGGAGGGAAGGAGGCAGGGAGGAUGACGAGGUAUUAAUGAAUGAUCUCCACUGACUUUCUAGGAGGACGGUUUUUAUGUAAAUAGUGGGAUGUAGCCUUCCCUUCUCUCAUGUUGUACAGCUUGCAUAUGACGGCACCCUAGCAUUAUAGUUGAAUCCAAUGCCACUUUCUAUAUUUGAUCUCCCCUUUUCUUUUUUCCUUCUUUCGGUUCCUGUGUGGUAUGGAAUCUCGCAGCCCCCACUCUUUUGCCCUCACAGAUGGAUGAUUGUUGCAGCAUUUGCUCCGUGUUUUUGGAAGAAAGGAAGAGGGCGGUGGCCCUAUGGGAUGGUCAGGGGGCUGGCGCGUUGUAUUGCAAACUUCACUUGAUUUCUUCUCUUUCCUCUGUUGGUUGUGUAGAUUGAGCAGAUU